Myotis lucifugus (little brown bat) is the source of this 3331-nucleotide messenger RNA. RefSeq names its product UTP15, small subunit processome component (gene UTP15). Gene Ontology annotation, molecular function: protein binding. The transcript has 14 exons. Bases 627 to 2168 code for a protein of 513 amino acids. Gene Ontology annotation, cellular component: nucleolus. Gene Ontology annotation, biological process: positive regulation of transcription by RNA polymerase I; rRNA processing. Lineage: Eukaryota; Metazoa; Chordata; Mammalia; Chiroptera; Vespertilionidae. The record is from RefSeq and is a predicted model, not a curated record.
UGAGCCGUUACGUCAUCAGCGGGCGACGGGCCUGGCCUUUCCAUUCGCCGGGUGUCUCGGCGACUCCUGAGGGUCCAUGUGACCGGCUCCUAGUGCUUCUGGGCUGCCCCGGGAGGGGUCUAGCGGGGUCCAAGAAAUUCUCCCGAAGUCCGGGUGUUUCGGCGGACCCCCGGGGCCAUCGGAGAACUUCACAGCCCAGCGGAAACGCACACCGUGAAUCUUCCUGGGAACCACCCAGAUGUCACAUCACUUCUCGCCUCCAUGCCUCUGCUCUGUGUCGUGCCCCGCCAAUGCUGUUCCUCACUCAUCUGGCACAUUACUGCUACUACUCCUGCUACUGCUCCUCAGUUUUCCUUCUUAAUGUUAAACUGUUUCUCUCAGGACACAGUGAUGUGCUCUUCUGCUCAUACUCUAGUAUGGGGCAAAGUCCUGCAGGCGGAUCGGGCCUGGUGCUUGUUUUUGGGUAGUCAGUGAACCAAGAAUGGUUUUUACAGAUGAACAUUUGCAGUCUAUUUGAUAGGAAACACUCACUUUGAACCUGAAACAUAAGGCAGAGUCACUAAAAUUAUUUCUAACAUCAGUUUCAGACUACUUACUUUUGGAUAACAGUCUAAUUGUAUGAAACUAUGGCUGGUUAUAAGCCUGUAGCUAUUCAGACAUACCCUAUACUUGGUGAAAAAAUCACCCAGGAUACACUGUACUGGAACAACUAUAAGACCCCUGUUCAGAUCAAGGAGUUUGGCGCAGUGUCAAAAGUAGACUUUUCUCCACAGCCUCCAUAUAAUUAUGCUGUCACAGCUUCUUCAAGGAUUCACAUUUAUGGCCGAUACUCCCAGGAACCUAUAAAAACGUUUUCCCGAUUUAAAGACACAGCUUACUGUGCUACUUAUCGACAGGAUGGUAGAUUGCUUGUGGCUGGCAGUGAAGAUGGUGGAGUUCAGCUUUUUGAUAUAACUGGGAGGGCUCCCCUCAGGCAGUUUGAAGGCCAUACUAAAGCAGUCCAUACAGUAGAUUUUACAGCUGACAAAUAUCAUGUGGUCUCUGGGGCUGAUGAUUAUACAGUUAAAUUAUGGGAUAUUCCAAACUCCAAAGAAAUUCUGACAUUCAAAGAACAUUCUGAUUAUGUGAGGUGUGGAUGUGCUAGCAAGCUGAACCCAGAUCUCUUUGUAACAGGGUCAUAUGAUCAUACUGUGAAGAUGUUUGAUACACGAACAAACAAGAGUGUUAUCUCAGUAGAGCAUGGUCAGCCAGUGGAAAGUGUCCUGCUUUUUCCCUCUGGAGGUCUUCUGGUAUCAGCAGGAGGCCGUUAUGUUAAAGUCUGGGACAUGCUAAAAGGAGGACAGUUGCUAGUGUCUUUGAAAAAUCAUCAUAAAACUGUAACAUGUUUAUGUCUGAGCAGCUCUGGACAGAGGUUACUCUCUGGUUCACUGGAUAGGAAGGUGAAAGUAUAUAGCACAACUUCCUACAAAGUAGUCCACAGUUUUGAUUAUGCAGCUUCAAUUUUGAGUCUUGCACUUGCACAUGAAGAUGAGACAAUAGUUGUAGGAAUGACCAAUGGAAUACUGAGUGUUAAACAUCGGAAAUCGGAAGCGAAGAAGGAUUCUUUUCCCAGAAGAAGAAGGCCUGCAUAUCGAACUUUUAUUAAAGGGAAAAAUUAUAUGAAGCAAAAGGAUGACAUUUUGAUUAACAGGCCAUCAAAAAAACACCUAGAAUUGUAUGACAGGGAUCUGAAAAAUUUCCGGAUCUCCAAAGCACUUGACAGAGUCCUUGAGCCCAGUUGUACAAUCAAGACACCUGAGAUUACAGUUUCCAUCAUAAAGGAACUCAAUCGAAGAGGAGUUCUUGCAAAUGCCCUUGCAGGUCGGGAUGAAAAGGAAAUCAGUCGUGUUCUUAAUUUUUUGAUAAGGAAUCUGUCUCAGCCGAGAUUUGCUUCUGUUUUGAUCAAUGCUGCUGAAAUAGUUAUUGAUAUAUAUCUGCCGGUAAUUGGUCAGUCGCCUGUAGUUGAUAAAAAGUUUUUGUUACUUCAAGGACUUGUAGAAAAAGAGAUUGAUUACCAAAAAGAACUGCUAGAAACCCUGGGGAUGAUGGAUAUGCUUUUUGCUACCAUGACAAGGAAAGAAAGCACUCCUGCAUCUGAUGGACUUCCAGAAAACAGGAUAGAGUCCUAGUGGCUGCUUAAUAAGACACAGGACUGCUAACUUGGGAUAGAAUUGAUUCUAUUAACUAUUGGAAAGAAAAUCUGAUGCGAUAAAAAAACUAUUUACAGAAGCAAUUUUAUGGAAGAGACUGGAAUAACUAUGAUUGGAAAAUAAGUAUCUGGUUUGUGACAUGGUUUUCCAUGUAAUAGUUUGAAUUAUUUCGUGGCAUCUUUGUCUAGAAGAUCUCAACUGUCUUGAUUAUAGUGCAUGUCCACCAUGGACAAGUUGAUACUAGUUUUAAUGCAGCAAAGUUCUGUACCAGCAUUUGGAUAGGCAUUCAGAACUGUGGAUAUAGUUUCCAUUGGAAUCAUGCCAAAGACACGGAUUUAUUUAUUUUUUACCCAUUCCUGGAAGAAAAUAAAACAAAUGGCUGCAACAAAUAAAUUACUUCUUUAAUCAGUCCCCUUGGAUUUUCCAGGCCCUGCCGAGCUUGCCGCCUUCUUGACAUCACUUACCGCAGGUCAGAUGCUCUCCUGUAGCUGGUAAUAGGCCUGGAGCUGUUCCAAGUGGGCAAAUCAAUGGCCAGCUCUGAAUAAUGACACUUAGUUAGACAUGCAUUCAGAGGCAGUGAUGAGGCAAAUUCGAUACCCAGAAAUUGUGCUCUUCACCCAGGUUUUCUUUUUAUUUUUUUAAUCUUGACUGCCCUCAUCAGAGCAAUGUCUACAGAGAGGCCUUAUUAGGACCAUGUUUUUAUUAAUUCCCCUUAGUAAACAGCCUUUCUACCAAGUUUUCAACUUGCUUCAGGUCAGUGGAAUGAGAAAAUUUGCCAUUUCUCUUACAAUAAAUAGCCUUUCAGCCUUUUAUAUGUUUGGAAUUUAUAUUGUAGCUACCUAAGUCUCUGGAAACAAUUUUCUCUCAUCUGUAUUUGGAUUUUUUUCUUUUUUAAUAAUUCUUUAUUGUUGAAAGUAUUACACAUGUCUCCUUUUUUACCCCAAUGACCCCCUCCAGCCUACCCCUGCCCUCACCCUAGGCCUUCAUCACCCAAUUGUUCGUGUCCAUGGGUUAUUGGAUUUUUUUUCUUUACACAGUCAUGUUUCAGAACUCCAAGCCAGAGUAGCUUGCUUUGGAAAAUAGCUGUAUUUUUUUAAAGUUCAGUAUAAAUCACAUUUUAAAAUAAAGAGAUUCUUAUUUUU